Molecule: messenger RNA, 978 nt
Organism: Phaeoacremonium minimum UCRPA7
Lineage: Eukaryota; Fungi; Ascomycota; Sordariomycetes; Togniniales; Togniniaceae
Exons: 1
Coding region: 1-978 (325 amino acids)
Source: RefSeq, a predicted model, not a curated record
AUGCGUGAGGUUGCUUUCACCCUGAUCCGUGAGCUUCUCCUGCUACACGGACCGACCAUGGCUAAAGUGUCCGUUGGCACUUUGGAUCGCGUCAUCCAGGCUUGCUGCCAAGACCUUCUUGGAGCUUGCGGCCUGGGCCAAACCGAUAGCCGCAAAGAUGCGGUGGCAGAGAACGGGACCAAAAACAAAGGUGCUUCAUCAAACGCCGAUGCGUACCUUGCAUCUCAAGAGAAGAAGCGCUCAGCGCCUCGAGUUCUGGCUCCGGCGCACAUGGCUGCGGCAGAGUCACUUCUCCCGGUCCUGUUCUCUCACGUUCCCCAGCAGCAUCUCAAGCAGAAUCUGCGCGGGCUCCUCGACCGUACGGCCAUCCUCACCAGGAACAAGCGUGCUAUGGUGGCCAGCGUGUUGCAUCCUUUCAGGGGCAAGAACGGCAAGCCACUACCUAGCAUCCUGCCUUUCCUCGUGAGGCAAUUUCCCCGUGACCAGGAGGUCGAGGUCCUGCGUAGUAACCUACGCUUAGAAGCGCAGACGCUAGGCGAUGGUUUUGGGCCAGGCGACAGCGUCAGUGUGUAUGAAGCUGCCGAUGUGGAGGAUGGCGAGAAGGCAUCCCAUGCCCAAUCUAACAAUGGAUGGGGCCAGUCACGAUCAACAGAAGCAGAGUCAGGAUUUGGAAUGAAAGACGAUCAGCAGAAGGCGUCAGAUGAGGGCUUCUAUGCCUUCAAGACCGCCGAGACUGUAGUCACGACACAGGAGCAGGCCGCUGAGGAUGGUGACCAUGUAAUGCUAUCCAGUGUACUCAAGCGAAAGAGCGUAGAAGUGGAGGAGCCAGCAUUUGCGAAGCGGGUCGAUACAGGCAAGAUGUCAGAGCAGCAGUCAAUACCUGUGUCUACCAAAAUGGACGUGGAUGAGGACAGCGAUAGUGAGGGGAGCGUUCAGCUCGACAUGACUCUAGAUGAUUUCGCAGAUGACAGCGAGUAG